Molecule: messenger RNA, 3301 nt
Organism: Anolis carolinensis (green anole)
Lineage: Eukaryota; Metazoa; Chordata; Lepidosauria; Squamata; Anolidae
Product: cytochrome P450 4B1
Exons: 12
Coding region: 157-1704 (515 amino acids)
Molecular function (GO): oxidoreductase activity, acting on paired donors, with incorporation or reduction of molecular oxygen; monooxygenase activity; iron ion binding
Source: RefSeq, a predicted model, not a curated record
GUGACAGGCUUUGGUAACAUGAUAGUGAAUUUCCUUCUGCGCACUUCUUGUGGCAUGCAUUUCUAGAGGAAUCAUUGAAGACAAGGCAUCAUUUCAGACUAUGCUGAAUUAGAUGUCAGGUCUGGAGAAGAAAACGGAGUGAAACCAGCAGAGAGAAUGAACACUGUACUGGAGUCUGUCAAUAAUUCUUGGCUGCCUCGGGAUUCCUCUCAGAUUUUCCAUCUAGUACUUCUUCUGAGCUUCACCUAUGUCAUCCUGAAAGUUAUCAAAGUGUUUUGGCGCAGACAGCAAGAUAUCAAUGCUCUCCGAUGUUUUCCAUUGCCUCCCACACACUGGCUGUACGGUCAUGUCCACAAGAUGUCACCAGAGGAAGAGUUCUUGACUACAGCAGCCUGGGCAGAAAAAUACCCACAAUGUCAUCAGCUAUGGUUUGGACAAUUUUUAUAUGCCUUAUACAUCAAUCAUCCUGAAUAUGCGAAAGCGGUCUUUAGUAAAAAUGAUCCUAAAGUUCUUCUAGUAUAUGGCUUCUUAAUUCCAUGGAUUGGAAAGGGCUUGUUGAUUCUGAAUGGUCCUAAAUGGCAGCAACAUCGGAAGCUGCUGACUCCAGGCUUCCAUUAUGAUAUUCUCAAGCCUUACAUCAAUGUUAUGGUUGAAUCGGUCAAGCAAAUGCUGGAUAUCCUGGAGAAGCAGGUAUCAAAAGAUAGUACGGCAUCAGUGGAGAUAUUCAAACAUGUCAGUCUGAUGACUCUUGAUACCAUCAUGAAAUGUGCCUUCAGCAAUAAGAGUAACUGUCAAACAGAAAGGGAUAAUGCCUAUAUUAAGGCUGUCUAUGACCUUACCUACUUGUUUGAUCAGAGGCUGAAGUCGCCAUUGCUCCACAAUGACUUCACCUUCCAGUUUAGCUCCCAGGGGCGCCGGUUUUACAACGCUUGCAAAAUAGCCCAUCAUCACACAGACAAUGUAAUAAGGGAGAGAAAGGAGUCCCUUAAGAAUGAGAAAGAACUUGAGAAGAUCUUGAAGAAGAGGCGUUUAGACUUCCUAGAUAUUCUUAUUUGUGCAAAGGAUGAAAAUGGGAAUUCAUUGUCAGAUGAAGACUUGCGUGCCGAAGUGGACACAUUCAUGUUUGAAGGUCAUGACACCACAGCUAGUGGCAUCUCUUGGCUCUUCUAUUGUAUGGCCCAGAAUCCUGAACAUCAGCAGAGAUGCAGAGAAGAGAUAACAGAACUUCUUGGCAAAGAGGGGCAUAUACAAUGGGAUGACCUAGGAAAGAUGCCAUAUGUCACCAUGUGUGUUAAAGAGAGCCUUCGACUUUACCCACCAGUCUACCAAAUAGGGCGAGAACUAAAUGUGCCUGUGACAUUUCCAGAUGGAAGAACAAUACCAAAAGGAAUUUUUGUUAUAUUGGGUAUUAAUACCCUUCACCGAAAUCCUGAGGUCUGGGAAAAUCCUGAGGUCUUUGAUCCGCUAAGAUUUUCCCCGGAAAAUUCAAGUCGUCGCCAUCCUUUUGCCUAUCUUCCUUUUGCUGCUGGGCCAAGGAACUGCAUUGGACAACAAUUUGCCAUGAAUGAGUUGAAAAUUGCUCUCGCCUUGACACUUCUGCGGUUUGAACUUCUGCCUGAUAAUUCCCAGCCCCCCAUUCCCAUCCCACAGACUGUUACCCGAUCCAAGAAUGGAAUACACCUGAAGCUGAAAUCUAUUCACUGAUCUUUGAUAUACAUUACUAUAAUCCCAGCUGAUGCACUUUUGAUACUCUUAAAUAAAUAUAGAUAGCUCAGUAUAUACUGUCCCAUGUACUAUUGGUCUUUGUAUAGAAUUGUUCACAUAACAGGGAUUACUUCUAAAUGUAAUCCCUCCCCCCGAUAUUUUAUUCCAAUAAUACUAUAUAAUAGCGUGAGCAUUGGCUUAUGGUGAUCCUUUGACUACAAACUUCCACAAGCUCAGGGUAUCUUGUUCAGAUCUUGUAAAAUCUGGGUCACAGCUUUCAUGAUUGAUUUAAUAUGGUCUUCCUCUUUCCUGCUGCUUUCCAGUUUACUGAAUUGCAUUGUCUGGUGAAACAAUCAUUCCAGUGAGUCUCAUGACAAUCAUUCCAGUGAGUCUCAUGGCUGCAUGCCAGCAGGUUGAGGGUGAAUCCAGCAAAGACGGAGAUCCUAUGUCUGGGUUGACCGGGCAGUGGGGAUAUCCAGUUGCCUACCCUGGAUGGCGAGGCGCUAUGCCCGUCAUCAUUAAUAAAGAGUCUGGGAGUCCUUUUGGACCCUCUGCUGACGAUGGAAGCCCAGGUCUCUGAAAUUAUUAGAACAGCUUUCUUUCACCUGUGGCAGGCUAGAUGGCUGGCCCCCUAUCUGUCAAAGGACGACCUAGCUACAGUGAUCCAGGCCAUGGUCAUCUCAAGACUGGACUACUGUAACGCCCUCUACAUUGGUCUUCCUUUGUUGGUGAUCCGGAAGCUCAAGUUGGUACAAAAUGCAACUGCUCGACUUCUUGCGGGAGUCCCGAUGAGAUGUCAUAUAACACCAGUCUUACUACAGCUGCACUGGUUACCAAUUGAGCACUGGAUCAUUUUCAAAGUGAUGAUGCUUACCUUUAAGGCCUUACACGGUCUAGGACCAAUGUACCGCCACACCCCCUACCAACCCCAGAGAUCCCUCCGCUCUGAGGACCAAGAUCUGUUGGAAGUUCCCAGUUUUAAGACCUUGCGUCUAACAGCAACUAGACGUAGAGCUUUUACAUCAGUGGCGCCAUCACUCUGGAAUACUCUGCCACCUGAAGUUCGUACCUUGCGGGACUUAACAGUCUUCCGCAGGGCAUGUAAGACACACCUGUUUCGGCAGGAUUUUGAUCUCCGUUAUUGCUGUUUUUAAAUUGCUUAGAUUUUAGCUUGUUUUUGUAAGCCACUCCGAGCCCUGGGGGAGUGUUUUUAAGAUUUUUUUAAAGAUACUUUAAAGAUGUUUUUAAAUUGUUAGAUUUUAGCCUUUCUUGUAAGCCGCCCCGAGCCCUAGGGGAGUGGCGGCAUAUAAGUUUAAAUAAUAAAUAAAUAAAUAAAUAAAUGAUAUGUCCCAAACAUGGAAAUCACAGUGUAGUCACUUUCACUUAUGGUUGAGAGUCCAAGCUUGGUUUACUUUAGAGCCCAUUUAUUUGUCUUUUUUGGCAGUUCAUAGUAUCCACGUUGCUCUCUUUCUGCAUAACAAUUCAAAUUAAUUCAUCUUCUAUCUUCUAUCAUCUUCUUCACUGUCCAGAAAUCAGACAUAGUACGGCAUAUAUGAUUCUGCCUGAAAUGUAAGAAUAAAACUGUAUAUUGAGUGAA